Molecule: messenger RNA, 2733 nt
Organism: Galeopterus variegatus (Sunda flying lemur)
Lineage: Eukaryota; Metazoa; Chordata; Mammalia; Dermoptera; Cynocephalidae
Gene: ADGRB1
Product: brain-specific angiogenesis inhibitor 1
Exons: 16
Biological process (GO): negative regulation of angiogenesis
Cellular component (GO): plasma membrane
Molecular function (GO): G protein-coupled receptor activity
Source: RefSeq, a predicted model, not a curated record
CUGCUGCUGCUGCUGCUGCUGUUGGGUCGUCGGGCGCGGGCGGCUGCCGGGGCUGACGCGGGGCCUGGGGCCGAGCCGUGCGCCACGGUGGUGCAGGGCAAGUUCUUUGGCUACUUCUCAGCGGCCGCCGUGUUCCCGGCCAACGCUUCGCGCUGCUCCUGGACUCUGCGCAACCCUGACCCGCGGCGCUACACGCUCUACAUGAAGGUGGCUAAGGCACCGGCACCCUGCAGUGGCCCCAGCCACGUCCGCACCUACCAGUUCGACUCCUUCCUGGAGUCCACCCGCACCUACCUGGGCGUGGAGAGCUUCGACGAGGUGCUGCGGCUCUGUGACCCCUCAGCGCCCCUUGCCUUCCUGCAGGCCAGCAAGCAAUUCCUGCAGAUGCGGCGCCAGCAGCCGCCCCAGGACGACGACCUCAGCCUCCUGGGCGGGCCCCCAGGCCUGGGCGACGACUUCUCUGCCGAAUACCUGGUGGUGGGCAACCGCAACCCUAGCCGGGCUGCCUGCCAGAUGCUGUGCCGCUGGUUGGAUGCCUGUCUGGCCGGCAGCCGCAGCUCACAUCCCUGUGGCAUCAUGCAGACCCCCUGUGCGUGCCUGGGCGGCGACGCAGGUGACCCUGCCUCCAGUCCCCUGGUCCCCCGUGGGGAUGUCUGCUUGAGGGAUGGCGUGGCUGGUGGUCCGGAGAACUGCCUCACCAGCCUGACCCAGGACAGGGGUGGGCAUGGCACUGCAGGCGGCUGGAAGCUGUGGUCGCUGUGGGGCGAGUGCACGCGGGACUGCGGGGGAGGCCUGCAGACACGGACGCGCACCUGCCUGCCCGCGCAGGGCGUCGAGGGCGGUGGCUGCGAGGGGGUGCUGGAGGAAGGUUGCCUGUGCAACCGCAAGGCCUGCGGCCCUGCUGGGCGCACCAGCUCCCGGAGCCAGUCCCUGCGGUCCACAGAUGCCCGGCGGCGCGAGGACCUGGGCGACGAGCUGCAGCAGUUUGGGUUCCCAUCCCCCCAGACGGGUGACCCGGCGGCUGAGGAGUGGUCCCCGUGGAGCGUGUGCUCCAGCACCUGCGGCGAGGGCUGGCAGACGCGCACGCGCUUCUGCGUGUCCUCCUCCUACAGCACGCAGUGCAGCGGGCCCCUGCGGGAGCAGCGGCUCUGCAACACCUCGGCCGUGUGUCCAGUGCAUGGCGCCUGGGACGAGUGGUCACCCUGGAGUCUCUGCUCCAGCACCUGUGGCCGUGGCUUUCGGGACCGCACACGCACCUGCAGACCCCCCCAGUUUGGAGGCAACCCCUGUGAGGGCCCAGAGAAGCAAACCAAGUUCUGCAACAUCGCCCUGUGCCCUGGCCGGGUGCUGGGUGGUGGCUCCCGGGGUUUUCAUCCCGUGUCUGAGGCCAGCAUUGAGGUGCUGGUGUUCACGCUGGCUUCCUGUCCCCUUCCUCCCCCGGGCCGGGCAGUGGAUGGAAACUGGAAUGAGUGGUCGAGCUGGAGCGCCUGCUCCGCCAGCUGCUCCCAGGGCCGGCAGCAGCGCACACGCGAGUGCAACGGGCCUUCCUACGGGGGCGCCGAGUGCCAGGGCCACUGGGUGGAGACGCGAGAUUGCUUCCUGCAGCAGUGCCCAGUGGAUGGCAAGUGGCAGGCCUGGGCAUCCUGGGGCGGCUGCAGCGUCACGUGUGGGGGUGGCAGCCAGCGGCGGGAGCGUGUCUGCUCUGGGCCCUUCUUCGGGGGAGCCACCUGUCAGGGGCCUCAGGAUGAGUACCGGCAGUGUGGCACCCAGCGGUGUCCCGAGCCCCAUGAGAUCUGUGACGAGGACAACUUCGGUGCGGUGAUCUGGAAAGAGACCCCGGCAGGAGAGGUGGCUGCAGUCCGGUGUCCCCGCAAUGCCACAGGCCUCAUCCUGCGCCGCUGUGAGCUGGACGAGGAAGGCAUUGCGUACUGGGAGACCCCCACCUACAUCCGCUGUGUCUCCAUUGACUACCGCAACAUCCAAAUGAUGACCAGGGAGCAUCUGGCCAAGGCUCAGCGAGGGCUGCCAGGGGAGGGGGUCUCAGAAGUCAUCCAGACGCUGGUGGAGAUCUCCCAGGAUGGGACCAGCUACAGUGGGGACCUGCUCUCCACCAUCGACGUCCUGAGGAACAUGACGGAGAUAUUUCGGAGAGCGUACUACAGCCCCACCCCCGGGGACGUGCAGAACUUUGUCCAGAUUAUCAGCAACCUGCUGGCAGAGGAGAACCGGGACAAGUGGGAGGAGGCCCAGCUGAUGGGUCCCAAUGCCAAGGAGCUGUUCCGGUUGGUGGAGGACUUUGUGGAUGUCAUCGGCUUCCGCAUGAAGGACUUGAGGGAUGCAUACCAGGUGACAGACAACCUGGUCCUCAGCAUCCACAAGCUCCCAGCCAGCGGAGCCACUGACAUCAGCUUCCCCAUGAAGGGCUGGCGGGCCACGGGCGACUGGGCCAAGGUGCCGGAGGACAGGGUCACCGUGUCUAAGAGCGUCUUCUCCACGGGGCUGGCAGAGGCCGAUGACUCCUCUGUGUUCGUGGUGGGCACCGUGCUCUACAGAAACCUAGGCAGCUUCCUGGCCCUGCAGAGGAAUACGACUGUCCUGAACUCCAAGGUCAUCUCGGUGACUGUGAAGCCUCCCCCUCGCUCCCUCCUCACACCCUUGGAGAUCGAGUUUGCCCACAUGUACAAUGGCACCACCAACCAGACCUGUAUCCUGUGGGAUGAGACAGAUGUGUAA